Messenger RNA from Electrophorus electricus (electric eel), 3559 nucleotides. It is a transcript of the gene lmod1b, whose product is annotated as leiomodin 1b (smooth muscle). Gene Ontology annotation, biological process: pointed-end actin filament capping; myofibril assembly; muscle contraction. Gene Ontology annotation, molecular function: tropomyosin binding; actin binding. NCBI's taxonomy places the organism in Eukaryota, Metazoa, Chordata, Actinopteri, Gymnotiformes, Gymnotidae. Gene Ontology annotation, cellular component: myofibril; striated muscle thin filament; cytoskeleton. The record is from RefSeq and is a predicted model, not a curated record.
UAAGCUCUCACCUCCGAACGAACACCGUACGCUAUCAGGACUUCCAAACCACACUCGGUUGAACUUCACUGCUCUUUCCCUUAAAGGUAUUUGUGUUUAUUUAUGGGAAUACACAAGAGGUGAAACAACCACUGCUGCACAAAGCGUCUUCUCAUCUAGGCUUUCCAAGUGCGCAGUUAUGUCCAGGAGAAAGGUGAGGGGACUUACGCGGACUGGGCGGCAGGUAAGCGAGGACCCGGAUCUCGACAAUUUGCUGUUAAACCUGUCGCCCGAAGAGGUGGAGGAAUUGCAGAAGGAGGUGUCAACUGUGCCGGACCCCGACCCGAGCGAGAUUAUAAUAGUGGACCAAACGGAUUUAAAACAAACCGCACCUAAGAAAGAAUCCAACUUCAGUAAUCGCGACGAUGAGUCCAAAACUCAUUUGCAAAGGAACCUGUCCACUGAGGGUGAGCCCAGGAGGGAAAGUCGAAAACAGGAGUAUCUGAGGAAGAUGGGCCUGAGUCAGGAGAUGAGCGAUGGAAGGCUUCAGAGACAAACCAGCAUUUCCACAACCAGCGUUCCUGGUAUACAAGACAAUAAAACAGAGGACAGGAACUCAAGAAUCCAAGAGAAUCCUAAAGGUGCUAGAGCAGGUUACUUCAAGAGGGAGGAGGAGAGUGAAAGGGAAGGGGAAGUCAAGGUGAAAGAAGUGAACGAUGACUCCAAGCUCAAAGACAGGUGGGAGACAACACAUGGCAGCAGCAAGACAAAAGAGUUGAUUUCCAAACUUCAGGAAAAAAAGGAGGAUUGUAAAGAGAAGGACAGAAAAGAGGAAAGCCGGAGGAGAGACCCCGGAGACCACAAGACAAAGGCGAUGAUCUCCAGGUUACAGGAGAAGCAGGAUAAAGAAGAAAGACAGGAGAGAGAGAGGAGAGAAGAAUUCAGGAAAAAAGAAGACAGCAGAAUGAAAGGCCUAGUUCCCAAGUUAGAAAAGGAAAAUCUGGUUGCAGAGACCAAAACAGAUGAAAAGAGGACAUCAGAAGAGAGAGAGAGUGUCAACAAACAAGCUGAUUUAGUGACGUCCAAUGAUAAAGACAUGGUCAAGAAGGAUUUCAGGAAAGAUGCUGAUAGCACAGAUAAAGAAAAUGUGAAUGUGAGAAAGGAUAAGGAACCUAUUAAAGGAAAAGGGGAACUAAAGAUGAACAAAGAAAAGAUGGUUGCAAAAGGGCAUAAUGAGAUCCAGAAUGAAGUACAUGAGCCUUGCAGGGAAGAAAAAGUUGGAAACUGUGUGGAAGAUAAAAAUUCAAAAACCAAGAUUAAAGAGGAGGAGGAGGAAGACGAGUCUACAAACAUGUUUGCUGAAGAUCUGGAAAGAGUCUCUUGCAAUGACCCUGGGAUGACUGAGCUCAAUGUUAACAACUCUGAAGUCAUUAAAGUCAAUACCCUCAUUCAGUUCGCUGAAGCGCUGAAAAACAACACACAUAUUAAGACAUUUGCCCUCGCUAACUGCCGUGCAGAUGACCAUGUGGCUUAUGCUAUCGCAGGCACCUUACGCAGUAACAAAACCAUUACUAGCAUUAACCUGGACUCCAAUCUUCUCACUAGCAAGGGAAUCAUGGCCUUGGUCCAAGCACUUCAAUAUAACUCCACCCUCACUGAGCUCCGUUUUCACAAUCAGCGGCACAUCUGUGGAGGCAAAACAGAGAUGGAGAUGACAAAGAUUUUGAAAGAAAAUACAGCUCUUCUUAAACUGGGCUACCACUUUGAGUUGGCUGGUCCACGCAUGACCGUGACCAACAUCCUCAGUCGUAACAUGGACCGUCAGAGACAGAAGAGGCUGCAAGAGCAGAAGCAGGCCCAAGCCCAGGGAAAUGAAGACAAGAAAGACUCACUGGAGGUCCCAAAAACUAGCUUCAACAAAGCCUCCCCAAGGAGCUCACCAAAACCAUCUCCUGUUUCAUCGCCUAUACCAUCCCCAAAACUGGCACCCAGGAAGGGGCCUGGUGGUCCUCCACCUCCACCUCCACCACCUGGGGGUUUACCACCCCCACCACCCCCAAUCUUGGAUGGCGACUUCCUAAAGAACUCCCUGACCCCUGUGUCAAAGAGAAAGCUGGAUGAUAGGACUGGAGGUCGAGGUAUAAGCCUGAACUCCAGGGACCAGCUUUUGGCUUCCAUAAGGGAUGCCAACAUUAAACAACUCAAAAAGGUUUCAUUACCAAAACUUCUACAAUAAGCAGACUGCAGAGAGAAAAGCAUGAAAGACAGAUGAAGAAAAGAAGGCCAGACAUCUCACACACAUUAAGGAGAUUGACAUCUGUCCUCUUUUACACACAGUCUGCUACUGCCCUGUAUUAUAGAGACACAACGAGGUGAAGAUGGCAAUCAUUCAUCUUGGGGUUCUCUCACAAUACACUGGACUGUGAAGAGGAACGGAUGCAUGGUGGAGUCGUGGUGCUCGGAGGCUGACACAGACAGCCUAUGUUGACGCCUUGUUUAUAAUUUGCACUAAGUGAAACAAUUCAUAUGGUGAGUGUGUGCAGUACAGUGUGUAUGCAUGUAUGUGUAUGGAUCCCAUGGGAAGUGAUACAUUUUGUAAUACUUUUUGGAUGAUUUGUAAUUAACGAUAUGUGUUGACAGUAUACAGAUCCUUAUAUUUGGAAUUCUAAUCAAUUUAUGGGAUUCUACAUUAUCAGGGAUUUAAAGGGAAACUCCAAUCAGAACACAAUGUUUACUCCAAUUAAGACAUUUUUUUGCCGUGCUUUUGUUGAUACAUAAGAAAUUCUGCAGGAGUGUAGCGAUAUGGAAUCACUUAUUUGGUUUUUGAGUCUCUUUUGAAGUUAUGUUUCUGACUAUUGUGUAAUGCAAACACAUUACAUGAUUUAAGUAAAUCACUCUAACAGAAUAAUAGUUAUUGUCAAAUCAUAUGUAAAAAAAAUUGAAGGUGAUUUAGAAUUUGUAGGUUUUACAAUUGACUCAGGAUGAUCCUUUUAAGGAUAGGAUUUUAUUUGACUCUAAACAUGGUAUCUGGUUGGGUCGAGUGCAUUAGGAUUUAGGAGAACUUCCUGCUCUUUGAGAAUGACAACAUUGUGCACUGCUACAGUUUGGAGCACCACUUCUCUCAUGCUCAUGGUUUCAGCUGGACCGGUGGAAUAAUGUUCUUUUUAGACUACAAGAAAUGUUAUCAUGUUAAUAAAUUGUACUAUUUAAUUCAUCUCUCUGAUGGAGACAUGGUUGGUCUCUUUAAGAUUCCUAUCUUAGGAAAUCCAAUUCCAAGAUAUAAAGCAAGGCUACACUUAAAUAAGAAUGAACAGUACUUAUAAAAACUUUUUUUUCUUAUUUUGCACACAUAGCAAAAUUAACCCAAUCAUCACAUUUUAUCAUCCAGAUAAAAGUCAUUCAGUUAAAAGAGUAUUUUAUAGUCAUCUGUUGAGUGAUAUUACACAGUGUAAACCAUGAGGAAUGAGCAGAUAGAAUGAUUCAUGAGUAAUGAUUUGUGAGUAAUGAUUUAUGAGUAAUGGCACUCGUUAUGAUAAACACAAAAUGUCAAGCAGAUCCUAAUAAAGUAAUGCAGCACACA